AUGGAUCUAAGUCAACGCUUGCAGACUCUGGCUACAUUGGAUGCCGAUUCGGCAAGGCUGUUGCAAGCAGAAUUGGUCGAUGGAUCUGACACUACUUUGCAAGAACUGGCAGCUCAAGAAUUCACCUCUCGUCGAGAAGAGAUAAGGUCGCUGGAGAAUCGGAUAAUGGAGCUACUGCUGCCACCCGACCCAACAGCACAAUACAGUGCAGUUCGCCUGCAGUUAAUCGCGGGAGCUGGAGGUCUAGAGGCAGCAAUGUUCGCGCGUGACCUCUUCACCAUGUACGCAGCGUAUGCGCGCUACUGCGGCUGGCAGUUCGCGUCUGAUGACGACGGCGGAGCGACGGGGGCCGCCGUUGGCGCAGAUAGUCCGAUUCACCACGUGGAGGUUCGCGUGGAGUCUUCAGACCCCGUAGAUCCUGUGUACCCUCGUCUACGAUGGGAGGCCGGUGUGCACCGCGUUCAGCGUGUACCGCUCACUAGCAAACUGAACAAGAUACACACCAGCACUGUCGCUGUCACUAUACUCCCGGUCAUUGACGAGGCGGAGGUGGAGUUAGACCCAGAGGACCUGGAAUGGGAGGUGUUCCGUGCCUCCGGUGCUGGAGGUCAACACGUGAACAAGACAGAAAGCGCAGUGCGUGUGCGUCAUCGGCCCACGGGGCACGUUGCUGCAUGUCAGGCUGACCGCUCCCAACACACCAACCGGGAGGCAGCGCUCAAAGCACUUAGAGCCAAGAUAGCAAACGAGGCGGCUAGACGGCAAGUGGAGACCGAGCAGGCCGAACGGCGUUCACAGAUGGGUUUGCUGGCUCGAUCGGAUCGCAUUCGCACCUACAACUACCAACAGGAUCGCAUCACCGACCACCGUCUCGGACGCUCCUGGAGUGGGUUGGCCACUUUCAUGCGUCAGGGCUUCCCCGUGCUAGACGAAACUGCACUCGCUCUUGACGAAGCCUAUAAACUUAAUGCCCUUGCUUCCCUUGAUAAGCCAUACUUUUUAUGCUGA
This is a messenger RNA of Echinococcus granulosus, 1008 nucleotides long. RefSeq names its product Peptide chain release factor. The transcript has 5 exons. Gene Ontology annotation, biological process: translational termination. Lineage: Eukaryota; Metazoa; Platyhelminthes; Cestoda; Cyclophyllidea; Taeniidae. The coding region runs from base 1 to 1008 and encodes 335 amino acids. Gene Ontology annotation, molecular function: translation release factor activity. The record is from RefSeq and is a predicted model, not a curated record.